Molecule: messenger RNA, 303 nt
Organism: Paraglomus brasilianum
Lineage: Eukaryota; Fungi; Glomeromycota; Glomeromycetes; Paraglomerales; Paraglomeraceae
Source: the annotation of a GenBank genome assembly
AUGCUCAGAAAGUAUGGAAAGGAUAGUUCCGUAUUUGGAAGUGAGAAGUUACAAGGAAGAACCAGAAAGGAUGUACGGAUAAAGAGGAAGGUUGUCGGAAAGAAUACAGGAGCAUCAAACAUAGUCGUUCUGACUUAUAAAAUCAACGUUGCACAUUCAAGCCCUUCACGAACAGACACCUUCUCAACACUAAGUUCUUCACUUUCCUCCUCCAUACCAAUACCCCUCCUCAGUGAGUCAUCUCAGGCAGAGUUGGAGGAAGAAUUUCCGUCCGAUUCCAACUACGCUGAUGAAUUGCAUUAA